Messenger RNA from Cynara cardunculus var. scolymus (artichoke), 1027 nucleotides. Its product is annotated as pectinesterase inhibitor 10-like. Gene Ontology annotation, molecular function: enzyme inhibitor activity. Gene Ontology annotation, biological process: negative regulation of catalytic activity. Bases 207 to 794 code for a protein of 195 amino acids. The transcript has a single exon. The record is from RefSeq and is a predicted model, not a curated record. NCBI's taxonomy places the organism in Eukaryota, Viridiplantae, Streptophyta, Magnoliopsida, Asterales, Asteraceae.
AGUGGGAAACACAACAGGGAGCUUUAAUUGUACGUACACACACAUAUUGUACUACGUUCACACCUACUAACCAAAUUUCAUUUGGAUACUUCUAAUUCUUAUCUACGUUCAGCUUCCUAUAAAUUUUGACUGCAUUUCCUUCACUUCCACAACCUCUCUUUACCUUCAAAGUUAUAAAACUUCCAAUUCCAUCCAAUUCACAAGAUAUGGAAGCCUCAAAUUCUAUAGCACAAAAAACCAUUCUAAUAAUACUGCUCUACACAACUUCCACCAUCACUUUCGUCUCUGCUCUCUCGAAAACAAAUGUGGAAUUCAUCAAAUCAUCAUGCAGUUUCACUACUUACCCUACACUCUGUGUCAACUCACUCUCAACUCGAGCAGGUGCGAUCCAAACAAGCCCUAAGUUACUAGCCCAAACAGCUCUAUCCGUCACCCUUGACACCACUCGCUCCACCUCCGCGGCAAUUGUAAAAUUGUCGCAAAUUCAUGGCAUGGCUCCUCUAGAGGUUGCUGCCAUGAAAGACUGCAUUGAGUUGCUGGGUGACUCGGUCUAUGAGUUAGAGAAGUCCCUUGAGGAGAUGAGUCGACCGGGAUCCAAAAGUUCCCGGCUAGUGAUAAGCGACUUACAAACAUGGGUAAGUGCUGCAAUGACAGAUGAAGACACAUGCAUUGAAGGGUUUGGGAAUACAAAAAUGAAAAAUGUGGUGAGAGGAAAGAUUGUGAAUGUUGCACAAUUAACCAGCAAUGCUUUGGCUUUGAUAAACAGUUAUGCUAGCUUUUCUAAGCAGCCGUAGGUAGUUAAUUGAGGGAAAUUAUUAGAUCUGAGGAUGUACUUCAAGAAUCAUGAAAUAAGGCAGCAGAAAGGAUUAGCAUCAGAAAUAAAAUAGAGGUCAAUAUGUAGCAUAAAAACCUACAAUAUGUAUGUUGUUAUGGUUCCUAGGUAGCAAUGUGUGAAUGUAUGACUGGUAGCUUUAAUUGCAAAUGUGUGGAUGUAUUAUUGAGUGAAAAUAUAUCGUAUUGCUUUCUA